GAUCACCAGGGUGCGACUACCCUGGUAGCCUGGCCACGCCAAAAAUUACGAAUCAUAGAUCACCCGGACCGCGUGAGCAUCGUUCGAUAAAAGAGCUGUCACUUACGCAGUGUUGCGAAUUGUAAAUUCAAAUUUUUAACGUUCCACGUUCCUCGUCGAAUGGCUAAAAAUAAAUUUCAUCCAAAAAAAUUAACUCAAUGUGAAAAUUAUAUAUUUCUGUAAAAAAAAAAUUUUUCCAGUGACUGUGUAAAUUUAAAGGCUAAACCGAUAUCCGUGCGUCUUAUCUUAUUGGUUAAUAAUUGUAACAAUUUUUCAUUUCGGGCCAGCAACGCUUUGCGCGAGAGAAACGUAAAAGAGUGGGAUAAUUACCUGGGCAUAAUAUUCAAAGAUUACCUGAUCUGAUAAAAGGUACAAAAUGGAUGAUAAUAAUCGUGGCGAAACACUCUGCAAAGUCUGUGGCGACAAGGCAUCCGGUAAGCAUUAUGGCGUACCGAGUUGCGACGGCUGUCGUGGAUUCUUCAAGCGGUCGAUCCGCAGGUAUGCAAGAAAUCUGGAUUACGUCUGCAAGGAAAAUGGCCGGUGCAUCGUCGACGUAUCUCGUCGCAAUCAGUGUCAGGCUUGUCGGUUCACGAAGUGUCUUCAAGUCAACAUGAAACGAGAUGGUACGCUUCAGUCGAAUGCUGUUCAGCAUGAAAGGGCGCCAAGGAGUACCUCCACGUUGACAGCUGCUGUAAGGAGACCUCCUGGUGGACUGUAUCCAGGAAUUCCUCACGUUUAUCAUACAAGCAGUCCUUAUCAUCCUCUUCUUUAUCCAGCCCUCUUUCCCUUCAAGCCUUCGGUACCCAGUUUUGCUCACAGCGUCGCCCAUUUCCUUCCACGACCAUCGACGGAGCAGAGGACGACGAGCACAGGAAAAGAGGACGAAGUGACCAGUUCCGAAGAAGCAGCGACAGGAGAGAAUCAGACAACGAGAAAAGACUUUCCCCCAAAUGACACAGUCGGUACGCGGCUGGCUCCGCCAAUAAUUGGCCCCACUCUCUCCGAGUACACUUUGUCCAGUCUGUCCUUGUUACCGACCGAAAACGUGUACGAGUCCGCAGCCAAAUUGUUAUUCCUGGCAGUGAAAUGGGCUAGGAGUAUCCCUUCCUUUUUACAGCUGUCCUACAGAGACCAGUCUGUCCUACUGGAGGAAUCCUGGAGCGAACUUUUCGUACUCACAGCUGCGCAGUGGAACUUUCCGGUAGAGGAGUCGACGUUAGUACCAAUAGACGCCACCGCAGAAAGGCGUCAAAUUCUGUCAGAAGAGGCAAGGAGGUUGCGAGAAUUGUUAACGAAAUGUGUAAUGAUGCGAGUUGAUCAUUCGGAAUAUGCUUGUCUGAAGGCUAUAGUGCUUUUCAAAGGAGAAUCCAGAGGACUCUGCGAAGCUGCUCGUGUUUCAGCACUGCAAGAACAAACCGUGGCUGUUCUCGGUGAACGAGGAGCAGGAAGAGUAGGUCGUUUGCUUCUUUUGCUACCACCUGGACGUGCACUCUGUCGGGCUACCCUUCAGGAACUCCUCUUCAAGCCGAUCGUCGGCAACGUCAGUGUCGAGAGGCUUCUGGGCGACAUGGUACACGCUACUAGACCAGCUUAGUUGAUUUUGAUGGUUAAAAAUGAAUGAAGUUUGAAAAUACUGAUUUGACGUUAAAUUCAUCUUUCUGUCAUUAUCGAAUAGUCAUCUACUCUUUAGAGGUCGCUCGACAAUAUUGUAUCUAUAGAUAUAUAGUUCAUCUAGUCAAAACUAUCAUGAGAUCAUUGACAAAGAAUCCUAAUUCUCUAAUUUCGUGGUAACAGUGUCUCUAGUCAUUCCUGGUGCUCUCAAAUGUGUUACCUGUGAGAUAAUAAUGAUAAGGAAACGGGCUUGUGCAGUACUACGCUAAUCAUCGUCAAUGUAUAUAAUAUAUACCAUAAAGUAUUUAGUAAUGUCUCAUGUAAUAGAAUGACACAUAGGUGUCACGAAAGUUGUGCGUUCAAUAACUCUGGUUGAUGUAAUAUAUUCGAAUUCUUAAGGAUUCUUCUUAAAGGAUGUAAUUUGAAAUUUUUUUUUCCAGUCACGCUAAGAGUACUUGCUCGAUCCGCGUUCUUCUAAACAAAUAAAUGUGUACAUAGC
Cephus cinctus (wheat stem sawfly) is the source of this 2149-nucleotide messenger RNA. RefSeq names its product nuclear receptor subfamily 2 group F member 6. The record is from RefSeq and is a predicted model, not a curated record. The transcript is spliced from 8 exons. Bases 416 to 1633 code for a protein of 405 amino acids. Gene Ontology annotation, molecular function: nuclear receptor activity; RNA polymerase II cis-regulatory region sequence-specific DNA binding; zinc ion binding. NCBI's taxonomy places the organism in Eukaryota, Metazoa, Arthropoda, Insecta, Hymenoptera, Cephidae. Gene Ontology annotation, biological process: regulation of transcription by RNA polymerase II; cell differentiation; anatomical structure development.